CGGCCCGUGGCCAGCUCCUCAGAUGUGGUUCCUCUUAGCAGCAGUGCAAGAGACAGGCUUGGAAACGGUGGUCAGCUUUCUUUUACAGGUCAUUAGAGGCUCGGGUGAGGUCCAGAUCUGCUCAGCUAACACACUAAUUUGCAAGCUUUCUUUGACAGUAGAGCAGAACGGGUUUCUAACCGCUCGCUUUCCAGCCUCAGCCCUGUCAUGGCCUCUCACCAGUUGCCAUAUGGCCAAUAGGCUCUCUCUGUUUUACGUACUCAUUCUCCCCAGGCAUCGUAGUACAUAGCCUUCCGUUAUGGUCUGCAUUUCUGUUCACACCCAGCAGCGAGAUCACAUGCAUUUGGAAAGUCACCAUCCACCUAGAGAAGCUCACAGAUGCCAGCAGAACCCGGGCCGGCGGCGAGACCUUGCUGAUGCUCUGGCUGAAGAGGAGGAGACAAAGGCCAACAUCUGUUGAGCAGCUUUCUGAACAUCAGCUUCAUUCUUCUUUCAGUUGUAGCUGCGUCAGAUCAUUUACGGCAGGUGACAAGCACAAGGAGACAGAAACACACAGGCAGAGAGGGAGAAAAAGAGGAUAGCAUUCCUUGGUACCGGCAGCAUCUCCAGCCCUUCAGCUUGCAGCAGGGAGGAGCAUUCCCACGAGGAUGGAGUUGUGUGGUACAGCAGCAAGCAGCGUGCGUGCUGUCUUCAUGGUUCUGCAGCUGGGUCUGACCCACAUUAUGGCUCAUCAACAACAGAUUGGGGUUGAGGGAAAGGAUGUGACCCUGAACUGUAAAAGGCAUGACAAAGAUGUGACCUGGAAGUACAAGAAUGAUGCAGUAUCUCCUACUACUAUUAUACAGCUCUCAACUGGGAAGAUAUUUAAAGGCAGAGCUCCAAUGUCAGAUCGGUCUGAAAUAAACCAGAACAGUAAAUAUCUGAAGGUGUCAAACUUGAGGAUCUCUGAUGCUGGCACCUACAUCUGUGAAUGUGGCUCUGACAGUAACAGCAUCUCACUACAUGUCGUUAAAUUGACAAUCUCUUCAAAUGGGCACUUCCUGCCAGAUGAUGACCUCGAGCUGACUUUCAUGCACAACUCACACAAUUCUCAACCCCGUUUUAGCAUCACAUUGUUUAACAGUCAGAACAGCAUAGUGACACCAGACACCUUGCAAAACGAGGCCCCUCGAAAAUACGUACUGAAGCUAAAGCAACUGAAGACUACGGACAGCGGGACCUGGAUGUGUAACAUGCAUUCAGACUCUCCAUCGAUUAGUCAGAACAUCUCCUUUAAUGUGAAGGUAUUAGGAUUUGAGAAUACACACUUGGAAAGAAUGUAUGCAGCUGCUGACAGCACCGUGACCUUGUCAUGGCAUCUGAACUUCCAGAAGAUAGGGUGGAAAAAAUUUUUCACAGGACAAGUGAUUUGGACACAAGCAAACUUGAGUAAAGCAAUCACUCUACUUGAUUUCAACGCCACAGCAGAUGGACAGCUGCAUGAAACUAAACAAAGUAGCCAGGCUUUGUUUGAAAUACCUGAAAUGCAACGUGACAGUACCGUAAAAGUGAAACUCCCCAAAAUCCAGUUGAGGCAGUCUGGAGAGUACACGUGCCAGCUGCUGUACAACAGAAGAUACAUACAAAGCAAGGCAGAGCUGGUGGUGAUGCAAGUGUCUGCUAACCCUCCUGGGCCACUCCCUAAAGGGGCUGAGAUGACACUGCUCUGCCAGGUGUCCGGCCCCAUCUCGUCUAAUGUCCACUUGCUCUGGGAACGUGUUAAUGGGACUCAGAUGGACAUCAAGAAGUCAAAACAGAGUGAAACACAGGUGGAGGCGAAGGUCACUGCUGCAGGGGUGUGGAACUGUCACCUGAUGGAAGACAAUAACACGAAACUCAGCCUUAAUUACACCGUGGAAGAAGCUCCUGUUUGGAUUAGCUAUACAGUAAUUGGAGUGACUAUUGGAGCUGGUGUGUUGAUGUUUGUCCUUGUAUGCCUGGGCAUAAUGGUUGGUAUGAGCUGGCAGCGGAGAAGGCAACGGGCAAAAAGGAUGGCACGAGCAAGACAGCACUUGCUGGAAAAGAAGACAUGUCAAUGUCAACACCGGAUGAAUAAGUAGUACUGCAGGCUGACAAAGUCUCUGACUGUCCCUAAACACCUGCCAGCCCAUAGUGCUCUGUGAAUCCACCUCCCUUCCUCUUGUUUUGAUAUCAUUCCUUAUGCCUUCGUUAUUCUCCCCAUAUAAUGCCAUGAGGGGAAGUCGUCUGAUGAGGAGUCAAUGCACAAGACAAGAAACCCUUAAGGGUUAUGACUGAGCUCUAUAAGGAGGGACACUGAAUAUAUAUACAUAUGCUUGUAUUUUGCUCAUGCACGUAAUUUGUCCAUCUUGUGGAACUGAUUUUAUAUCUGCUUCUUUUAUCCACCUGAGUUACAAUAAAUUACUUCAGGAUAGUU
Messenger RNA from Cygnus olor (mute swan), 2434 nucleotides. RefSeq names its product CD4 molecule (gene CD4). NCBI's taxonomy places the organism in Eukaryota, Metazoa, Chordata, Aves, Anseriformes, Anatidae. Gene Ontology annotation, biological process: positive regulation of ERK1 and ERK2 cascade; T cell activation; interleukin-15-mediated signaling pathway. Gene Ontology annotation, molecular function: MHC class II protein binding; protein tyrosine kinase binding. The transcript is spliced from 10 exons. The record is from RefSeq and is a predicted model, not a curated record. Gene Ontology annotation, cellular component: external side of plasma membrane; membrane raft. Bases 648 to 2099 code for a protein of 483 amino acids.